Messenger RNA from Physella acuta, 1445 nucleotides. RefSeq lists its product as uncharacterized. Gene Ontology annotation, molecular function: tumor necrosis factor receptor binding. Gene Ontology annotation, biological process: immune response. The record is from RefSeq and is a predicted model, not a curated record. Gene Ontology annotation, cellular component: membrane. Lineage: Eukaryota; Metazoa; Mollusca; Gastropoda; Physidae.
AAAAAGUCUAAAAAUAAUUUUGUAAUUAAACAAAAAUACACAAAUCAUAAUCAUACAAGAGUUAGCAUAAGCUGUGGUGGUCGCUUUCUAUGUGUAAACAUAGGACAGGUUCAACGAUAUUUUCAAGUAUGAGAUAACGACACCGUAUGGUAUCUUUAAUAAGAAAAGUCCUAUAGAAUGUCAAAGAAAAAAAACUCCGCAGGUGUCUCCCCAGUCCGCUUGACGCAUCUAACACCACAGACAGGUGACAGUGAGUACUUCAACACUACAAGAUCAGACCACACCUACUGCACAAUCGACACGCCCACCAACGGAACGCACGACAAGCAUGAUGACCCGGAAUCUUAUCCGUUUCCGGUUCGUCAAUCGACUACCAUUCGCAAUUUAAAUAAUCACCAAUCACCUGUCUACCAAAAUCUACUGACCCCGUACGCAAGAUCUUCAUCUAACAGCAAUUCAACAAAACAAUGUUGUUUUAGAAAGCGUUGUCUUAUAAUAAUCAUAAUAGUGUCUUUAAUCACGAGCUUAACAACGGUAGGAUGGAUGAGUUUUAAGUAUACUGAAACAAUGAUGUAUGAGUUAUCACGUGGAGUUGGAUCACAUGAGACCUGUGUUGAAUGUCAGCGUUUGAGAGAAGACAGCGAUGUAGUGCUGUUGGAGCGUUUAAGUCAGAGGGUAGUCAACAGCACGACAAUGUGCUGUGCUGUGACCGCUGGUCAGAUGUCCGCGCUUAUACAGCUGAUGUCAAUUAGAGAAGACAGGAUCAGAAGUUGGAAUGAAGCAAACAGAAAAAGGUUCAUAUUUAUUCCAGUUAGUGCGCAUGUGAAUGUGGCUAGUUUGACUGAAGAAGUGAAAGGAGAAUCAAAUGUAGCCAUUCGUACUCCGUCUAAUCGUGACAAAGGGAGCACAUACUCAAGGGGGGUAACCAUCUACAACAACUCUGUAUUAAUACGUCACUCUGGCACUUACCUGGUCUAUGUGAGUCUGUUACUUGAGUCUGAGAACAAUACAAACUGUUCUCGCGAGAAGACGAGAGUCGCCAUCACAAGAGUAAGGGGCAAGACUAGAACUUGUUUGAUGGAGAUGUUCUACAUAGAUGAGUUGUGCCUCGGCACAUAUCAAACUCUCUACUCUUCAGGAGUGUUCCGCUUAUUGGAAAAGGACCAGAUUUUUGCAAAUCUUUCAGGAAAAGCUAAAGUAAAGGAUGGUCAGAAAUUAUCAUUUCUUGGAUUGGCAAUGUUGCGUUCUAAUUAGUUGAAUAUACAUAUAUUAAGAUUUAAAUUUGUAAAUACUGUAAAUAAUAUAUGAACUUUUGUUUUAUACCAAACUGAUAUGUUGAUAUAAUGUGUAAUAAUAUGAUUUUACAAGCUUGUAUUUAACUUGCUUCCUCAUGCUAUUGUUUUUAGACUUGCUUUGUAGUGGAUCAAAACUGGCAAGAAACUAUC